Messenger RNA from Pyricularia grisea, 942 nucleotides. RefSeq lists its product as uncharacterized. The record is from RefSeq and is a predicted model, not a curated record. Lineage: Eukaryota; Fungi; Ascomycota; Sordariomycetes; Magnaporthales; Pyriculariaceae. The transcript is spliced from 3 exons. The coding region runs from base 1 to 942 and encodes 313 amino acids.
AUGUCUUCGAGUCGAUCUUUUGUGUGGUACCUCCGGACAACGGACCAACCCCAUUUAGAGUUCCAUAGGUUGAUGUUAUUCCUUCUCCCGAACCUCGUCGCCCGGCCCCGGGAUGUUCUGAGACUACCCGAGCUGGUCGUCAAUACAGUACCCUUUAAGCUUGCACCUCAAGAUGCAGUGGCUGUUGCGGAUAUGAUCCGUAAAUUCUUCUCUAUUAUACUCAGGCAGCGGAAUCCACCGGAGGUCACGUCAAACAUCGCCAAUGGUGACGGCCAAGCAAUCGCCAUGAUGGCAGCCACAAGGGCGCAGGAAGCAGCUGGAAACAUGUUGCAGCUUGGUGUCAGGCCAAACAGACUUCCCUCAAUCGACGAUAUGAACGCUCCCUUUGCAGAGUUCAUGAGGAUGCUUGAGGACCCCAGUAAUUCAGCUGAGACUGCUGAGAAGAUGCGAGAUACGAUGCGCGAGAUCAUCGACAGGUUCCGCAUCCGGUCAAACUGGGGAAGAAACACCUCUGAUCCAGCUGGUCCAGCCGGCUCGAGGAGCGAAAUCAUAUCCAACAUUAAGCUGGAGCUAUUGGUAUUUACCCAAGACGAUCACAAGUUCAAGGCCAAAGUGGACAAUGCCACUUUGGACCAGCUGUGCUCGGAGCGGGUGGGAAAGACAUCGGAGCUGCUCGAAACUAUACAGAAUACGCUCACCGAGGAUGGGAAGCCACCAAAGGUGCUGGUGUUUUCACGAUUCCAGAAGUUCCUCCACAUCCUGCACCGCGCGGCAAUGGCCAAACGUCAACUUGCUCCCCUGCUAUUCAGCGACGAGCUGAACCGAGUCGAACGUCGCGAGAUGAUACACGAGUUCUCCCGGCGUGACGGGAAACACAAUAACAUCAUAUUGAUUACCCAGCAAGCUACUACUAUUGGACUAUUGGUGCGAGUCUGGACAUGA